Molecule: messenger RNA, 401 nt
Organism: Momordica charantia (bitter melon)
Lineage: Eukaryota; Viridiplantae; Streptophyta; Magnoliopsida; Cucurbitales; Cucurbitaceae
Product: RAF-like serine/threonine-protein kinase PRAF
Molecular function (GO): protein binding
Source: RefSeq, a predicted model, not a curated record
UUGAGGUUGGGUUGAGUUGGAGGCGAAGGAGAGAGAGUCUAUAAAUAAGGCGGAGAAGGAUGGAUAUUCCCUGGAUUGGGUAACCCAAAGCAAAUUAAGGGGAUCUCGCCCUCUCCAUAUCUAAUUGUCAUUUGGUAAUCCAAUAUCCAAUAUCCAAUUCCAAUAGCUGAUACAUGGGCAGACCUCCCCUCCACCGCAACGCUCUCACCCUCAAGUUCCUCUGCAGCUACGGCGGCAAGAUCCUCCCUCGCUAUCCCGACGGCAAACUCCGCUACCACGGUGGCGAAACCCGCCUUCUUGCCGUUAGCCGCUCCAUUUCCUUUACUGAGCUGUUGUUCAAGUUCGGGCAGCUGUGCGGAACAUCCGUUUGUGUGAGCUUCCGUUGCCAAUUGCCAAGAGAA